GGGGACCUUAAAAUCGACACGCUAGAAACAUGGACAUGGUUUCAAUUUAAAUCUCAACAACAGAAGCUAUUUAACUUUAUAGCAGCGUGGUCGCGAGUUUUACAUGGGUAAAAGCAGUCACUUGUCCUCGGAAAAUGUAACAAAUUUUUAGAUGCCAUAUCGGUCAGAGGAAGGAAUAAAAGCAGCUCAAGGGUGGUGUAAUUUUCAGCAUAAUAGCUUUGAGUGUUUGGAUUUGGGUCUUGUAAUCUGAAUGGACUGUAUCCAGGAGGGCGUGUUUGAUUUCAGCACGUCUUCCUGUUCUCAGUCUGGAGGAAACCGCUCUUUCGUAAGCAAAUAUAGCAGUUACUGCUCCGAUCGUUUAAAUAUAAUGCUUACCGUUCUUCUCAUUUGUGGAGGACUGGUCGCGUUUUACCUGUUGCUGUGCGUGACGGUGCUGCACCUGCCAAAAUGUAAAAGUACGGCCAAGCUGCACGGGAAGACCGUGAUCGUGACUGGGGCGAACACUGGUAUCGGCAAAGCCACCGGGCUGGAUCUGGCUAAAAGGGGAGCUCGUGUGAUUCUGGCCUGCAGGGAUGAAAGCAGAGCUCAGGCUGCUGUCAAAGACAUUCAGAGGGAAUCAGGAAACAAAGAAGUCUUGUACAUGCACUUGGAUCUGGCCAGUCUGAAAUCUGUGAGGUCUUUUGCUGAAAACUUUCUCAAGAAAGAAUCCAGGUUGGACAUUCUUAUCAACAAUGCAGGACUUGUUAUUGAUGGCAACACUGAGGAUGGCUUUGGAAGGAUCUUUGGCGUCAAUCACCUCGGUCACUUUCUGUUGACCGUCUUGCUGCUGGAAAGGUUAAAAGAGUGCGGCUCCAGCAGAGUUGUGACAGUUUCUUCAAAUUCCCAUCGAUGGGGAAAAAUUGAUUUUGACUGCAUCAACACUCAUAAAAAUUUGGGUUUAGGAAAUUCCACAGUAGCCUUAAUAAAGUCGUACAAUCACAGCAAACUCUGCAAUGUCCUCUUCACUCAUGAACUGGCCAGGAGACUCAGAGGCACAAAUGUCACCUGCUACAGUCCUCAUCCAGGACCUAUCAAAACAGAGAUCAUUCGCCACAGCGAUUUAUGGUGGAGGCUUUUCAUGGCACCGAUUUUGCUGCUUUUCUUUUCGGAUGUGGAAUCUGGAGCUCAGACGUCUCUUUAUUGUGCACUUCAAGAGGGUAUUGAACCCUUGAGUGGACGCUACUUCUCUAGAUGCGCAGCGCAGAAUCUCUCCGCUAAAGCCAGAGAUGAUGCAGUAGCCAAAAAGCUUUGGGAAGUCAGUGAGAGGCUUGUUGGUUUAGCUUGAGAUCAGUUUCGUUCUUCAUCUGGCAAUCAUUGUGUUUAUAACCUGCUCUGACCAGAACAAACAAGCUGUUUAAUUCUAAUAAAAUUACUUUAAAAAUUGUGUCCACGUAAAUAUCACAAAUUAGCAAGAAUUAGCAGAAUCCACUGCGCAUGUUGACACAUUUUCACUUCCUAAAGUUUUUGGCACCAGCUUUCCACUACAUAAAUCAUGUGUCUUUAUCAUACCAGAGUAAAGACGUAACUCACUGGGUGUGUCUGGGAUACAGAGAUCUUAAUGUGUUGAAUUCGUUACCUCCCAGGUAGAUUACGUAAUUUAAAUAGUAAAGGAACAUUGUGCCCUAUCACCUUUGGAUUGCAAAUGUUAAAAAUACAUCAAGGCAUACAAACACUCUUAGCCAAGUUCUUCAUGAUAAAGUGAAACUAUAUGGGUUGGUGAUGUAAUCACUACUAGGUAAUUAAAACAACAUUCAAUCACUUCUAUCAGUUUUACCAAUUACUACUACAAAGAUUUUUUUUUAAAGAAUCACAAGACACAACUGCUGAAAUCCAGCUUUGCCAUUCCUAAAAUAAUUCACAUUUUAAAAUAGAAUGUGAAUAUAAUAUAAUAAGGUAGAUGUUAAGGAUAGAUUUUUUUUUCUGCUUAUUUUACUGUGUUUAGGCUCAACAUGUUACUAAAUGUUUCUGUAAGGGGAACAAUACCAAAUUUCGAAAUGUAUUAUUAGUAUUUUAUUUACAGCCUUGUUGUUUGAUGUUGUGAUUGUGUGUUUUAUUCUAUAAUUUAUGCUUACUUGUGAUGCUUUAUCGUUGUUCGAUAUUCACUGUUAUGAAUAUGAAAGCACCUUUAACUCACCUUUAACAAAAGUACUACAUUUUCAAAAGUUUCCAGCCCUACUUCGUACCGCCAUUUGAUAAUAAAUGCCAAUAUAUUAAGAUAAACGAGCAGAACU
This is a messenger RNA of Puntigrus tetrazona (Sumatra barb), 2270 nucleotides long. RefSeq names its product dehydrogenase/reductase (SDR family) member 13a, tandem duplicate 1 (gene dhrs13a.1). The record is from RefSeq and is a predicted model, not a curated record. The coding region runs from base 251 to 1324 and encodes 357 amino acids. NCBI's taxonomy places the organism in Eukaryota, Metazoa, Chordata, Actinopteri, Cypriniformes, Cyprinidae. The transcript is spliced from 6 exons.